AUGACACUGACACUUUAUACUUUUCAGACGACAGUUGGCCUGCUUCUUGUGAUAAGAACUUCUUCUUUGGCAACAAAUAUCCCGCCGAAGGAGGGCCACCAAUUUGCAGCGUCAAUUGCUUCCUUCACCGCCACUACGCUUCUCGGUCCCCUCCUAUACAUGGAACAUAUGCGAUCUGUCAGGCCAGCCGAUCUCACCGUCAUCUUUCUACUCGUAUCUUUGGCAUGUGAUGCAGCUAAUGCAUUACAAGAAGGUCUCGAUACAUGGAUCUUGCCCGCAACGCAGCUUGCUCUGAAGCUUCUUCUAGUCGCCACAGAAAGCCGAAGUAAACAGGGCCUUCUGAAAAGCCCCUACGACUCCCAGGCUCCAGAGCAGCUCGCCGGAAUUCUAAGCCGAACUUUCUUCUGGUGGAUAAACCCCAUUCUGGCCCUGGGAAACCGGAUAAUGCUGUCUGGAGAUGAUCUUCCUCUAAUAGAUGAACAACUUUCAUCGAAGCAGCUCCGGCAUCGUGGUUUGAAGGCGUGGGACAAAAGAGCCAGACCGGUGACUAAGAUCACCCUACCCAUGUGCCUCGCUAAGAGCAUGGUAUCUCAUUUUUUUGCACCAGUCAUCCCUCGACUGUGCCUUAUCUUCUUUCGUUACGCGCAGCCAGCUCUCAUUAGCUCUACGGUUCACAUGCUGGGGAGCCGAUCUAACGGAAGUAGCUCUGCGUCAGCCGUCAAGCAGCUACAACGAUGGCAUAGCCCUCACUUUAAUCAGUACAGACACAGAGAGCGUGAUGAGUUUCGCGAAAUGAGUCGGUACCUGGCCAGAAAUUUGCAAAGCAAGCAGAAAGCCUGGAAUGAAGCAACUCAGAGCCGAAUCUCCCUGACGGCAUCUACGCUCUCAUCAAUGAAAGUGAUGAAGAUGCUUGGGCUUUCUAGAGAGACCGAGGUUUUGCUUCAGAAACUCCGAGCCCAAGAAUUGGAGAUGGCGAAGAAAGUGCGGUGGAUGAUGGUCGCGUAUAACGCCAGUGCGAAUGCACUCGGAAUCUUCUCUCCUAUACUGACUUUUGUCUUAUUUGUGAUGUAUGCCAACCUGCGUGGGUCGACUCUCGAUGCCGAGACUGCAUUCACGACCACAGCGCUUCUUGGACUUGUGACACAUCCAGCAAACAUGGUCAUGACUAUUGUGCCUCGUGCCAUUGGCUCUUUGGCCGCCUUUGAAAGAAUCAAGGACUAUCUUGUUCAGCCUAGUAGAGCUGAUCCGAGACGCUUAUUACAGUCCAACAUGAAAGACGAGGACUCCUCACUAGCUAUCCGCUUUGAAGCUGUCACUGUUCAGUCCCGUUCAUCGUCCCGUGCGGUUCUCGAAAACUUCAAUUUCACCGCCAAUAAAGGCUCAAUAACCAUAUGCGCUGGAGCAGUUGGAAGCGGAAAGACAGUCCUCGCCCAGUGCAUUCUAGGCGAAAUCCCAGCUUCAAGCGGGACAAUCUCCGUAUCCUCAAAGCGAAUCGCUUACUGCGAACAAUCGCCCUGGUUACCGAGUGGAACUCUGAAAGACGCGGUUUGUGGCUUCGGAAAGUUUGAGCCUGGCUGGUAUAGGCAUGUUGUCAAGCUUUGCUGCCUCGACGAGGAUAUUUUAACCAUGCCGCUCGGGGACAACACUCUCAUUGGCAGCCAGGGUCUGAAGCUUUCUGGAGGACAAAGACAGCGCCUGGCACUCGCCCGCGCUAUAUAUGCUCGGUGCGAAAUUGUGCUUCUUGACGACAGCUUCUCUGCUCUAGACCACAAGACAGAAAGACAGGUCGUUUCUAAUCUUGUAGGAAUCCAAGGCCACUUCCAAGCGGCACAUUUACGUCAGACGCAUGUCAACGCUGCAGUCGUUGAAGCCAACCCUGAUCUUGUCGAAAAGAACAAGAUAAUACAGAGCCAAGCUCUCGAGGUGACUGAGGCUAUGGCUGAUUUGGUUAGAUCAACAGGAGAUUUCUCACUAUAUGAGGUCUUCAAGUUACUAGUGCAGGCCACGCUGCUUUUCAGCGCCCAAAAGCUGCUAACUGCCACGUUGCCAAUCUGCGUGCUGGUAGUCUAUGUUGUGCAGCGGGUGUAUCUGCGAACGUCUCGACAGCUUCGUCUUCUUCAGCUGGAAUCCCAGUCUGCUGUCUACUCAAGCUUCCUUGAGUCCAUUGAGGGUGUUGUCAGCAUACGAUCAUUCGGGUGGGUGAAGCAGGCAGAGAACUCUAAUAUGGCCUGUCUCGAUAAGUCCCAGAAACCAGCUUACAUCCUUCUUUGCCUGCAACUCUGGCUCAACAUUGUCCUCGACUUAGUUAUCGCUGCCAUGGCAGUGAUUCUUAUCACUUUGGCAGUCUUUCUGGAGAGCAGCACAACAGCUGGCCAGAUCGGCAUGUCGCUGAACAUCGUACUUGUUGCUAACUCGACGCUUUUAGCACUUGUCAUAUCUUGGACGAAUUUGGAGAUAUCUCUCGGUGCUAUAUCACGUUUGAAGACAUUGGAAGCAGAUGUCGAAGAGGAAGAACAGCCGUCAUUGGGAACGAUAGUCCCUGACACCUGGCCUUCACGUGGAGCGGUUGAGGUCCGUGAGCUGACGGUCUUUUAUGAUGAGUCACACGCGCCUGCUUUGAAGGACAUUAACCUAUCCGUUGCUCCGGGUCAGUAUCUCGUGGUCUGCGGCAGAACUGGCAGUACUCUCCUCCUCGCCUUGCUCCGUCUUCUCAACACCCAAUCAGGUUCUAUCGAAGUGGAUGGUAUCAACUUGAGCCAGGUUUCACUGUCCGCUAUACGAGAGCAAUGCUUUAUCACCGUUACGCAAGAUUUAUUUCUGCUUGCCCAGGCUAGCCUACGGUUCAACUUGGACCCCUCAGAGUCUCUUCCCGACAUUGUCAUCAUUAAGGCACUUGAACGAACUGGGCUGGGGGGGCAUUUCGACACUAAUCAGCAAGAAAAGCUGGUAGACAUCCUAGACGAGCCUCUCAGUUCGUUGCCUCACAUGUCAACCGGCCAAACUCAGCUAUUUGCCUUGACCAGAGCUGUCCUCCGCGUAGAGUACUCUUCAGCGACACGAGUCAAACCAAUUUUGCUUCUGGAUGAGGCGACAUCAUCAGUUGACGGGGUAACAGAAUCUGUCAUGCGGGACGUCAUCAAGGAGAUCUUUACGGAUAAUGGCCAUACUGUGAUCGAGAUUACCCAUCGGUUGUCCGGUUUCGAGGAUAUCGCUAGGGGAGGGGACAGUGGAGAGGUGAAAGUAGUUCUUCUUUCGCAGGGGGGGAUUCAGAGACAGGGAAGAAUGGAGGAUAUGCUGGAUUUUGGGAAGAGACCUUAG
Molecule: messenger RNA, 3318 nt
Organism: Fusarium oxysporum Fo47
Lineage: Eukaryota; Fungi; Ascomycota; Sordariomycetes; Hypocreales; Nectriaceae
Product: P-loop containing nucleoside triphosphate hydrolase protein
Exons: 11
Coding region: 1-3318 (1105 amino acids)
Biological process (GO): transmembrane transport
Cellular component (GO): membrane
Molecular function (GO): ATP binding; ABC-type transporter activity; ATP hydrolysis activity
Source: RefSeq, a predicted model, not a curated record